GCAGGAAACACGCAGCAGAGAACCAGCUGGAGGCUCGAGACUGAUUUAAAGACGAUCAGAUUCAGUCCAUCCAAGGUUCCUACCUGCGGCAGAGAUGGGGGGUCAGGCCUCGUCAGUAGAGGACGUCCAUGUCGUGGUCGUUGGCGGUGGAUUCGGAGGCAUCGCGGUGGCUCAGCAGCUGAAAUCUGGAGGACUUUGUUUCACUCUGAUCGACAUGAGAGACGCUUUUCAUCACAACGUGGCGGCGCUCAGAGCGUCCGUACAGCCUGGCUUCGCUCGGAGGACCUUCAUCCCAUACGCUGAGACCUUUGGAGACAGUUUUGUUCAGGGACGAGUUCAGCGAGUCGACACCGACAGACAGACGGUCGUCCUGGAGGGAGGAAGGGAGAUCCAGUACUCCCACCUCAUCCUGUGUACUGGGACUGAUGGAACCUUCCCCGGGAAGUUUAACACCGUGGCGUCGUAUCAGACCGCCGUCCAGACAUAUGAGGACUUCGUCAAGCAGGUGCAGGCAGCAGGCUCAGUGUUGGUGGUGGGAGGAGGGUCGACCGGUGUGGAGAUGGCUGCUGAGAUCAAGACUGAGUAUCCGGACAAGAAGGUGGUUCUGAUCCACUCCCGAACGGUGCUGGCCGACCCACAGUUGCUGCCCAGCGUCAGGCAGCAGGCGAAGGAGGUUCUGCUGGAGAAAGGGGUGGAGCUGCUGCUGGGUGACAAAGUUGCCAACCUGUCGCAGCUGCAACUAAACGUGACUCAGAGGAACACGGAGGUGAGGACAGAGCGAGGAGACACGCUGACCACAGAUCUGAUCAUCUGCUGCACCGGGCUCAGGGUCAACUCUGCCGCCUACGCCUCGAGCUUCUGUGAGUACAAGUACUCGGUUACUCUCAGUACAAGUACUCUGUUACUCUCAGUACAAGUACUUGGUUAAUUUCAG
Epinephelus lanceolatus (giant grouper) is the source of this 934-nucleotide messenger RNA. Lineage: Eukaryota; Metazoa; Chordata; Actinopteri; Perciformes; Serranidae. The record is from RefSeq and is a predicted model, not a curated record.